ACUGAAAGCGGUUUGAAUCAGGAAGUGCUGAAUGUGAACAUGGCUUCCAGACAGCAGCUCCUGAGACUGACGGAGGAGGCAGUUUGUCCCAUUUGUCUGGAUUUCUUCACCGAGCCGGUUAUACUGGAUUGUGGGCACAACUUCUGCCGCUCCUGUAUCACCCAGAGUUGGGAAAAGAAGGAGAUAAACUCCUGCCCGGAAUGUAGAGAGGUGUUUCCGGAAAGAAAUCUCAGGGUAAAUCUGGCCUUAGCGAAUCUGGCCGAGGAGGCUCGGAAAUUAAAGCUGGAUCCGAAAGAGAAUGAGAGUAAACCUCACUGUGAGGUACAUCAGGAAGAUCUGAAGCUGUUUUGUCAAACUGACAAGAAAUUGAUCUGUCUGAUUUGUCGAGAUUCGCGGGAACACAGAGAGCACCGCUUCCUGCCGAUCGAUGAGGCCUUUGAAACCUACAAGAAUAAGCUGAAAUCUUCCUUAGAUUCUCUCACAAAGAAGAAAUCGGCCGUUGUAAAAACCGAACUGACCCUGAAACGGAAGAUUUCCGAAGUGAGGGAACAGGCGAGCAGUCUGCAGAUCCACAUCACAUCCGAGUUCACUAAAAUGCACCAGAUUCUCACUGAGAAAGAGCAGCGUUUACUCAGAGAUCUCAGGGAAGAAGAGGAGAGGAUUGUAGAACCAAUGGAGAAAAACCUUCGAGAGAUUCCGGAGAAUUUAAAUUCUAUUGAGAAGAAAUUCUCAAAGUUGCAGAAACAGAUGGAGCUAAAAGACGAGCUGAUGUUUCUGAAGGAGGAAGCUGGUCGGAAGAGAAGGAUUAGUGAUGAGGAGAAGGCAGCUGCUGAUGGCUCUCUGUCUCUAGCACAGUUCACUGGCCCUUUACAGUACACAGUCUGGAGAGAAAUGUUGCACACUAUUAACCCAGCUCCAGCCUCUCUGACUCUGGAUCCGAACACAGCGCAUCCCCGGCUCAUCCUGUCUGAGGACCGGACCAGUGUGAGACUCGGAGACAAACGGCAGCGGCUCCCUGACUCCCCGGAGAGAUUUGAUUCCUGGUUCUGUGUCCUGGGAUCAGAGGGAUUCACAUCAGGGAGACAUUACUGGGAGGUGGAGGUGGGGGAGAAGAACCAGUGGUUUCUGGGAGUGGCCCGAGAGUCUGUGAUGAGGAAAGGGAGGACCAACUCGAGCCCGGAGACUGGAUUCUGGACUGUGCAGCUGGAUCCCGGAUGCCGUUAUUUUGCCGCCAACUCCCCCUGGGAGACCCCCCUCUCCCCGAGUGUGAAUCUCCGGAAGAUCGGGGUUUUCCUGGACUAUGAGGGUGGACAGGUGUCAUUUUACAAUGCGGACACCAUGUCCCAUCUCCACACUUUCACCCACACUUUCACUGAGAGGAUCUUUCCCAUCUUCUGUCCGGGAGGGAAUGACGGCGGGAAAAACUCCGCCCCGCUGACAAUCUGCGGGAUUAAAGGGCACUGACAGAUCCAUCCCAUAAUUGCACCCCGUCCCCCUGCCAGCUGUAAACUGAUGGGGGUCGGUCUCAGUCUGGGGGAGAGAAGGAGGGGGCGAGAGAAGAAACAAAUAGAAGCUCAAUUGUAGAGAGGGACUGACUGGGUAGAAUGAGCUGUGAGCUGCAGGAACCCGGGGACCUUCCUGCCUGUAAUGUUGCUCCACAGGCGGGAGGUGGCGCUACAUGACGGUGUUGGAGAUGAAUCCGUCAGCGGGUCUCAGACUGGGGGGGUUCAAGGGAGACUUUCCAGGAGGGACACCAAAUCAUUUCACUGCAGGGUCAGUGGAGUGUUUCCGGGGGGAAGUUUAAAUCAUUUCACUGCACAGUCAGUGGGGUCUUUGCGGGGGGACUGGGCUCAAUCAAAAUAAACAUUUCAGACUGAUCUUUAGACUUCCAUCAUGUGUCACUAAUGUACAUGAGUUAGUAACAUAGCGAGACUGGUUUUGUAUUGUUCAGGUUUGUAACUAUUGUCCAGAAUGUUGCUGCUCUUCCAUAAAAUUGGAAAAUUUGAAAACCUCAGAUUUGAAAGUGAUGGGUGAACUGAUCAUUUAUGUCAUAAUCAGAUAAUAUUUAACCCUGUUUGAAACCGUUCAGCUGGUACAAACUGCAAUGUAGUUGGAAUUACAGUUAUCACUCGUCCCUGAGUUAUUAUCUAUCAUCAUUAUCUCAACUAAGAUAAUCCUUAAGUCAGCCCAAGGAAAAUGUCUGUUUAAUAACAAUCAUUACUCCAGCACUCUGUGCGCGAAACCAGUUCAGAUUUUGACAAUGUUUACGUUUAUGUCAUUAUAAUUUAUUUUGGAGGGCAGUAUCAAAUUUGAAAAUAGUUUCUUCAAUCAAAUCAACAUCUGUGAUUCACUAGAGUGUAAGAAAGGCUUUUUAAAAAGAAAUAUUUCAUCAAUAAAUCCAAGGGAGUAAACCUGUUAA
Hemiscyllium ocellatum (epaulette shark) is the source of this 2419-nucleotide messenger RNA. Its product is annotated as zinc-binding protein A33-like. NCBI's taxonomy places the organism in Eukaryota, Metazoa, Chordata, Chondrichthyes, Orectolobiformes, Hemiscylliidae. The coding region runs from base 40 to 1464 and encodes 474 amino acids. The record is from RefSeq and is a predicted model, not a curated record. Gene Ontology annotation, molecular function: zinc ion binding; protein binding. The transcript has 6 exons.